This is a messenger RNA of Cryphonectria parasitica EP155, 1139 nucleotides long. RefSeq lists its product as uncharacterized. Gene Ontology annotation, biological process: mRNA splicing, via spliceosome. NCBI's taxonomy places the organism in Eukaryota, Fungi, Ascomycota, Sordariomycetes, Diaporthales, Cryphonectriaceae. Gene Ontology annotation, molecular function: RNA binding. Gene Ontology annotation, cellular component: U2-type spliceosomal complex; RES complex. The transcript has a single exon. The record is from RefSeq and is a predicted model, not a curated record. The coding region runs from base 75 to 1139 and encodes 354 amino acids.
GUUCACGUCCCUACUACUGGGCAUCCAGACACAUCCGCCCACCCACUCAUCCUCUCAAACACUCCCUCACCAUCAUGCCCUCCGACCUCUCCUCGUAUCUCGCAACCCACUACCUCACCGCCGACACAAAACCCACUAAGAAGCGCAAGCGCAAGCACGACAAAUCCUCCGGCGGCGGUCUCCUCAUCCAAGACGACGACGAAUGGGGCAGCGGUAGCAGCUCUCACCGAAGGUCGAGAGCCCACGGUGGCGAUGGCGACGAGGACGAUAACAGCCCCGUGACGGUCGGCAAGGUCAAGGAGUUCCGAAAAACCACAAAGGCGAACUGGAAGACCGUUGGAGGCAGGCCCGCCGCUGACGACGCGGAGGCAGCCGCGGCAGACGCCAUCCUUGCCUCGGCGGCGGCGGAGAACGAGGCCGCGCGCAAGGCGGAGGACGAUGACCCGACCGUGGUAGAGGAGUCAUCCGACGCCGCCGCCGCCGCGGCGAGGAUGGCGGAUGGCACACAUGCCGGCCUGCAGUCUGCCGCUGCGGUCACCGCGCAGCUGGAGCGGCGCCAGAAGGAGGAGCGCGAGCAGUUCGAGGCAGAGAGGCGCGCCGGCGUGGUCAAACAUGGCGAGGAGGAGACGUAUUAUCGCGAUGCGACCGGCCGGAGGGUCGAUGUGAGCAUGAAGCGUGCCGAGGCGCGGCGGGCCGCCCUGGAGGCGGAGGAGAAGGAGCGCAUGAAGGAGGAGAUGCUCAAGGGUGAGGUGCAGCUCGAGGAGGCAAGGAAGAGAAAAGAAGUGCUGGAGGAUGCAAGGGGGAUGGCCGUUGCGAGGACGGCAGACGACGAGGAGAUGAACAGGGAGCUGAAGGAGCAGAGGCGGUGGAAUGAUCCUAUGGCACGGUUUUUGGACGCAGAAGAGGAGAGGGCAGGUCCGAAAACGAGUGCAGGCGGUGUUGAUGAGAAGGGGUCCAAAAAGGCAAGCAGGAAGCCUGUGUAUAAGGGUCCUGCACCGCCAAAUCGAUAUGGCAUACGUCCAGGAUACCGGUGGGAUGGUGUUGACAGGAGUAAUGGUUUCGAGGCGGAACGAUUCAAGGCUAUCAACCGGCGAGAGAGGAAUAAGGGCCUAGACUACGCCUGGCAAAUGGAUGAGUAA